CGCCGCCAUGGAGGCCAAGGUCCGGCCGAGCCGGCGUUCGCGCGCGCAGAGAGACCGCGGCCGGCGUCGGGAAGCCGCCCGCGACGCCCGCGCGCAAAGCCCGUCGUCGGGCGACGAGCCGGAGCCCAGUCCUGGCAAGGAGAACGCGGGAGUCCGCGGCGCGCCGUCUCAGCGCCCUACGCCCCUGCGCGCAGCGCGCCCCCCGCGGCGCCGUCGCCGCGAGUCCAGCUCGCAGGAGGAGGAGGUUAUUGACGGCUUUGCUAUAGCCAGCUUCAGCACCCUGGAGGCCCUGGAGAAGGACAUGGCUCUGAAGCCACAUGAGCGGAAGGAAAAAUGGGAUCAACACCUCGUCAAGAAGCCCCGAGAGUCAGAAAACUGCCCAUCUGCUGAGCUGAGUGAGAACAGGCAGCCCCUGGAGCUGGGCAGUCCAGGGCAGAAUGCAGAGCCCACUUGUGAUGAAGGGACUAAGAAGGUCCCGUUGCAGCCCUCCAAACAGAUGAAGGUCACCAUGACCAGAGGGGGUGACCAGAACAGUGACGAUGACAGUGUCCUUGAAGCUUCCAGCUCUCAGCAUAGCAACUCCCGGGACCAGCUGAGCGAUAGCUCUGCACAGGCGGUUUCCGGGAGAGGCUACUCAUGCGACAGUGAGAGUGGCGUGGAUGACAAGGCAUCUGUAGGCUCUGAGAAGCUCUUUACCCCGGCAUCUGACAGAGGCUCUGGGAAAGGUGAGAAAUCAGAGGCCAAGGCUGGGGCAGUGCCCAAGGUGUCAGGCCUGGAGCGCAGCCGUGAGCUCAGCACCGAGUCUUUACUGCCUGACACAGCACCGGCGCCCUCAGGACCUCUCCCAGGAGCUCGGGACAGCCCCCUGGUGAAGAGGGAAGCCCCCAUAGUACCUCACCACGUCUCGCAGUCACAGCUCACCCCGCAGCAUCGUGGCUCACUCCCAACACACGUGCCUCUGUCCUUGGGCGCCUUCGUGGGCCCUGGCUCUGGCCAGGUGGCACCCAACAGCCUGCACCUGCACAGCCUCAGCAGGAGCAGCAGUACAGUCAGCGGCACCCCUCUGGGUCUGGCGAAGCACGUGACACUGUCACAGCACGUGACACUGUCGCCACAUGGCCCUGGCCCCCACCUGUCUACCUCACACCUGGCGCUCAGGUCCCAGGCGCAGCACCAGCACCACGCUGCAGCAAUGUUUGCUGCCCCCGCAACACUGCCCCCGCCCCCAGCCUUGCCCGCCAGCAGCCUGGUCAUCCCAGGACACCCUGCCGAUGCCAGCCUGUUGAUCUCAUUCAACCAGCCAAUCAUGUAUUGCCAGCCUCAUUCGGGGAUUCUGAUUGAUCACGAACUGCUCAGGCAAGAGCUGAACACGCGGUUUCUGGUGCAGAACACCGAGCGGCCUGGCGCCUCCCUGGGCUCGGGGGCUCUGCUGCGGGCCGAAUUCCACCAGCACACGCAUCAGCACACGCACCAGCACACACACCAGCACCAACACACAUUUGCCCCCUUCGCUGGCCUGCCCCCGACGCCGCUCAUGCCACCCAGUGCACCCUCGCCGUUUGACAAGUUCUCUCCCAAGCUGGACAGCCCCUACUUCCGACAUUCCAACACUUCAAACUCAGUCGAGAUAACGGGCCGGGCCAGUGCGGUUCACACUUUCCUGCAGAAAGCCCCUGGGGUGCCUGAUCCAUACCGGACAGCAGUCAGGAAACCAGGGAAGUGGUGUGCGGUACACGUGCAGAUCGCCUGGCAGAUCUACCACCAGCAGCAGAAGAUGAAGAUGCAGCUGGACCCCCACAAGCUGGAGGUUGCCACAAAGCUGGAUCUUUUUAGCCGGCCCCCUGCCCCAGGCAUGUUCUCUGGGUUCCACUACCCACAGGACCUGGCCCGGCCCCUCUUCUCCAGCACAGGUGUCACUCAUCCAACCGCCAACCCAUUUGGACCCUCAGCUCAUCAUGGCAGCUUCCUGCCCACUAGUCAUCUAACAGACGCCUUCAGCAGAUCCAGCACCUUUGGAGGCCUGGGGAGCCUGGGCAGCCAUGCUUUUGGAGGUCUGGGCAGCCAUGCACUGAGGGGCAGCAUCUUUGCCUCCAAGGAGGGCACAGCUUUGCUUGGCCUGCCCAGUCCCCAUGAUUCCUGGAACCGGCUGCACCGGGCACCGUCUUCUUUUCCUACCCCGCCCCCGUGGCCCAAGCCAAUGGAUACUGAGCGCUUCUCAGCCCUGACCAACCACGACCGAGAGCCUGACAAAGGCCAGGAAGAGCAUGAGCGGGACCUCCUGGAGAAGACGCACCCGCUGAGCCACACCUCGCCUGCAGCAUCAGUGAGCCAUCCCAUCAGCAGCCUCCUGCAGCGGGGUCCCGGUGAGCUGGGUCUCCCUAGAAUCCUCACAGAGAGCGAGGCUGAGCCUCGGGUCAAGGAGGGCCACUCAUCAGGCAAAGAGGAUAGUGCCAAACAGGGUGCACGACCUCCAUCGCCCUACUGCAAGGCAGCCCUGGAUGACUGCCUGCGCCUGCCAGGCCUGUUGGGUCGGGAGUCCGGCAAGCAGACGCCUGAGCAGCCCCAGGGCGAUGUGAAGGUAAAGGAGGAGCACAGGGAAGACGAGACACCGGAGCUCACGAGCAUCAGCGUGCACUCCACAGCCACACAUCUGGGCCUGGGCACGUCGGGCUUCGUGUGGGACCUGCCGCGCGACACCUACCGGGGCCUAGAACUGCCCCGCCGCACUUUUCCUGCCCUGCCGCCCGCUGCGGGCCCCGCUGCCUUCGAGCUCUCUGAGCGCACCUACCGCGACCGCGAGCCUCACGACUACAGCCCGGAGUGCCUGCGGGAGGUGCGCCGGGAAGAGCUGGAGCGCGCCUGCGCACCCGCCUCGGGCACCGCGCUCUUGCCGGCACUGCAUUACCCGCGCCUGGCUCCUGGCGCGCUACACGGCACGCUCCUGGCCCGGACCCCGCCGGCCACCGCCACACUCGGGGCGCCUCCUCCACUGGUGGCUGCAAGCGGGGUGUCUACGCCACCAGCGCGCUCUAGGACGACGCCGCUGGCGCUUGGGCCUGGCGAGGCGCGCGACUACUCGCCGGCGGCGUGCAACCCGCCUGAGGUGGAGGCUCGGUAGUCCCAGUUUACCAGACUGACUCACUUAAAUACCUGGGAUCUGAGCACAGUUCCUCUAGUCCAGGAGCAGCGCCGCUCGCUCCACGCUGGGGCUUGCAUAGUCCAGGACUUGACUAUUUUCUGGGGUAACUUCAUUUUCCGAGCUUGCAGUUAGGACACUGGGAAAAAUUUAGCUUUGUAACUCCCCACAGGUGACAAGCAUUUUUAAUGGUUUUGUAUUUUUCUUAAUUUUGUGCUCUAACAUUUUAAAGAACCAAAAAAGAAAAAAAGAAAUUUUAUUUGGGAUUUACGAUUUCACGUCUCAGAUUCCGUUUGAGCCCCAGAGUUUGUCUUAUUUAUGGAAAGAAACAGUCUUUCUGUCUAGCGCACUGUGAGGCUCCACACUCAGGCCCGGCUCUGGCCUUCCCUUGGUACUUGGAACCGAAGUUACAGAUAUAUAUUAAAAUAAUAAUAAUAAUAAUAAUAAUGUACAAAACUUUGGGUUUCUGCCUUAUGCAUAGGUGUAAGAGGAUUUCUUUGGUUUGAUUUUUUUUAGAGAAAAACAUGUAAAUAUUCUGUUGAUAUAAUUAUAAAACUUAUUAAAUUCUUAACCUGGACAGUCUAUAAAAAGUUUCUAGAAA
Messenger RNA from Alexandromys fortis (reed vole), 3737 nucleotides. RefSeq names its product fibrosin like 1 (gene Fbrsl1). The record is from RefSeq and is a predicted model, not a curated record. Bases 8 to 3118 code for a protein of 1036 amino acids. The transcript has 19 exons. Lineage: Eukaryota; Metazoa; Chordata; Mammalia; Rodentia; Cricetidae.